AGCGGAGUAGCGUCUCGUGAACACAAUGCAUCUGUCGCUUCCCGCAAAAGUUGUCCUAAUCUAAGCGUAGAUCAUCGCGAUUGUCGGAAGAUUCAGCGGCGAUUAAACGUAUUCAUAGCGUUUACGUUUUGACGUUGUGCGGCCGUCAGAAGCAACAGGGCCGCGAUUGGAGGGCGGGCAGGCGCACGCGCGGUGAGGCCGCGAGCGCCGGGGCGCGGGGGGUGGUGGCCCAUCGCAGCCUCCACGCUCGCUCUUAAUGAAUCGCCGGUACCCGCGGCUCGCGCUGCGCUCGCUCCAUCAGAGUGCUCCUUUUAAAAAGUUGUUAAGGCGCUUUUCUCGCCGUCUCCCUCGCGCCCUCUCGUGUUGCAACAAAAUAAUAUCCGCGGGUGGUGGCUUCCGAGGCUGCAACCGUCAAGAGAUUUACCGAGCGUGGCCGGAAUGAAACCAUAAUAACAACGUAAUUUUACGACAAUAAAUAACUGUUUUAAAUUUACUCAACCUAGGAUAAAUGAUGAACUUUAUAUAAUAUGUAUUAUAAAUUCAUAAUUUUGAGAUGAUUUAACCUCAGAAGGAGGAUUGUUAUGACAAUAACGCGAUGUGAUACAAUACCAAGCAAGUUAUUGGUAUCAAAUGUCUUUUGGAGUCAUGGCGUCGGAAUCAUCGCGACGCUCAAGAUCCGUUUCCAUGGAAACCGGCGGUCUACCUUUGGUUUCGACGUUUGCUCUGCUCACUAUUGUCGCAGGUCAGCUGCAAGGAUCUGGAUACAGUGAGCAGGAGCCCGAGUUUCUGUCUCCGUUAGAGAACCUGACUGUGGCACAGGGUCGAGAUGUACACUUCACAUGUACUGUCAACCAUCUUGGCACUUAUAAGGUGGCCUGGAUAAAAUCAGACACGAAGACGAUCCUAGCGAUCCACACACACAUGGUGACCUUGAACCCUCGGCUGUCAGUCACCCACAACGGUCACAACACCUGGAAGCUCUACAUCAGUAAUGUGGAGCCCAAAGAUUCUGGCACCUACAUGUGUCAGAUAAAUACAGACCCUAUGAUGAGUCAGAUGGGGCACCUCUCAGUGGUGAUACCACCAGACAUUGCUGAUGACGACGGCUCCGAAGCCAGUGCUCCUGAAGGAGGGGCAGUGGAACUUCGCUGCACAGCGGCUGGAGUACCAGCUCCCAUCAUAUCUUGGAAGCGGACUGGAGGAAGGAACAUUGUGUUCCGUGAUGAUAAUGGGAAGGAGGUUAAAGUGGUAGAGAGUUUCGUUGGCUCGACUUUGGCGCUAAAAGGACUUCAGCGUUCCGACAUGGGAACGUAUUUGUGCAUCGCAGCUAAUGGCGUCCCGCCAACUAAGAGCAGGCGAUACGAAGUCUCAGUGUUAUUCGAGCCGAUCGUACGUGUGGGGAGUCCAGUAGUACUUCGGGCGGCAGACAUGCAAGUCACCCUCCAGUGUUACGUUGAAGCUUCUCCUAAAUCACUUAACACCUGGCAGCGAGGAAAAUCACAAGCCGGUGGAAAGCUGCUGAACAGCUCAAAAUACGUCAUAUCAGAGGAAAUACUGAACGAGUACGCUUUGCGAAUGAACCUGACUAUAAAUCGACUGAAGAAGGGAGAUUUUGGCGAAUACACAUGUUCGGCGGCCAACGGGUACGGCAAAGCCGAGGGCAUCAUCACUUUGAAAGAAACGCCGCAACGGACUACGACGACGACAACGACUACAACUACGACAACAACAACAACUCCGCGCCCGACAACAACUACGCUUGCGACAACGAGACCUCCGAAGCGUCACCUCAAGAAACAACACGACCGCGGCAACCAGAACGCACUCGACGCCGACAUGCGACAAGCGGAGCUCAACAACGCCUUCAACUUCUACAACAGCGCCUUCACACCACCCAACAACUCCGUCAACGAGUACGCCCAAAGAACCGAACGCCAGAAACUACGCCCCACUGGCUCAACACGUCAAUACAUCGUAUACAACAAAACUACCAAAACCCAAAACACCAUUCUAUUUACCAUGUUCACAUUACUACUAAAAGUUUUUGUAUAGACAGAAAUUAGAUUUCUGAUUUAUUUAAAAAAAAAAUAUAGCAUUAACAUGUAGUGAUAAAAACAUGGCUGUUGAAUUUUAUAUGUGUAAGUACGUAUUUUGAGGUUGUUGUAAACGUUUUAGUGGAUCUUGAUGUUAAUAUUGUUAUGUAAAAACAUUAUCGGCAGUUGUUUAAUAAAAAUAAUGAGUUACGGCCUUAAUAUGUAAAUUGAGACAAUAAAUACGAACGUUCUUAAUAGUAAGGCUUGACUGUCUUUGGCCUGUUUAAACAUAAUUGAUUAAUGCCAGUGACUAAUUGCAAGUACCUACAUACAUUGAAAGCCUAGAGUUAGCAUACGCAUUUAAUUAGCUUGGUAAAUAUGCAAGAAAUAUUAAAUAAUCACUCGCAUUCAUCAAAAUAAAACAGGCAUUUUUUCCUAAAAUUGCUGUUGAAAAUAAAUUUGUAUGUAUGUACGUAAAAAAGAAAAUAUCAUUAUUAUCAUAUCAGGCGGCUAUUUAAUAAUGACAUAUGGAAUAAAAAAAAAUUGAUAGACUUGAAACAGAUCGAAGGAAUAUCUGAGAAAGAUUUAGAAACUCCGUUUAGCUAACAUUUUAUUAUUCUCGUAUUAUUAUUAUUCUAUACAAUUCUUAUUAUACAAUAAUAAUGGCAUAAUAAACUAUAAUAUAAUAAUAACUUGUAUUUAUAAAAAAAUAUGAUAAUUAUAAUGAAAAUUAGUGGGUAAACUUAGUGCGUAUUAAUUUGUAUAUGACAAUACAUUUGUAAAGACAAUAGUAAGUAGUGGUAAGUUAGAGACCAGUUGAUUGUAAACAAUAGUCGAUUUUGUAUAAUUUGCCCUUAAUAGUUGUAGAAUUAUACCAGUUUUGUAUAAAAUGUUAUAUAAAAAAGAGGGUAUUCUGUAUAAAAAGGGUACCCAGAACAACGAAGUAUAAGACCAACAUUACAAGAUAUCCGUGUGUUUGUAAAUUUUAAAGUAAAUUGUGUCACAAUUGAUUUACAGUAAACAAAAUGCUAAACUUUAUAUAUUAUAAUUUUAGUUUUUUAACUUUUGUAUACGCAAAUAUUGCAUGCUUUAUAUAAAUUAUGUUAAAAUUAUAUUUAUAAUUUAAUAAUUUGAUUUAUUUUCUAAAUUAAAGUUAUGUUUAAAAUUAAGAUCUAAAAAAUAAGUUGAUUAUUUUAUAAAUAAAAAAAGAAAGUGUUAGAUGAUAAAAUUUGAUAUUCGAUAAUAAUAAAUUUAUGUCUUCCGGAUAGUAUAUUAAAGUAAUGUAUUCGGCUCAUUCGUGUUUAUGAGUUAUAUAAAAUAUUAGACGAAGUUCCUUUUGGACUUCACAAGUAACGUAGUCUUAUGUAAGUGACGAGAAAGAAUUUAUCGUAGGGAUAGUGUUACAAUGAAUAUAAAAACAUGAAUUUUGAUAAGAAUCGAUUCUACUGUAAAAAUGAAUGAACGUGUAUUUAGUAAUAAUAAUUAUAGAAUUGAAUAAUAUUUAAAAUUGUAUCACGAUUUAGUUUUAGUCUUACUGUAACUUGUUUGUGUAUUAUUUUAACUAAUCGACUAUUACAAUCUGGCUACUUCUAUAUAAUAAUGUUAUACAAUACGAGUAUGUAUACUUGCAUUAUAUUUAUACAAUCAAUUUACUUAAUAUUUAUAUUAUUUAUCGUAAAUAUAUGAAUAUCGUAAUUAUAUCAAAUUUAUUUUUAAUGUUUACAAUAUAUUAAUCGUCUUACUAACAAUAUCGGAUGACAAUAAACGUACUUCCAUAAUCAAUUUCACUUUUAAAUAGAUUUAUGAAUAGUAAAUAAUAUUUUGUAUAAUUAAUAUUCAGUUUUUAUUGUAAAUAUAUUUUUAUUUUAACGUAUCUGUAUUUUUAAAUAUAAAAUUGGACUAAUGAAAAUUAAUUUUCAAAUAAUACUAAAUGACAAUAAUAUGACAAUCAUUGUAAAUAAUGGAAUUCAUGUUAAACCAAUUUAUUAGUAUGAAAUGCGACUAUUUAUCAAUGUUAACUUUAAGAUGUUGAUAUCAUUUUAUGACAUUUUAAAAUAAAAAAUAUAAUCAAAGUAAUCAUACUGAAUAA
Messenger RNA from Spodoptera frugiperda (fall armyworm), 4122 nucleotides. Its product is annotated as lachesin-like. Gene Ontology annotation, cellular component: neuron projection. The transcript is spliced from 9 exons. The record is from RefSeq and is a predicted model, not a curated record. Bases 631 to 2052 code for a protein of 473 amino acids. NCBI's taxonomy places the organism in Eukaryota, Metazoa, Arthropoda, Insecta, Lepidoptera, Noctuidae.